Molecule: messenger RNA, 6339 nt
Organism: Epinephelus fuscoguttatus (brown-marbled grouper)
Lineage: Eukaryota; Metazoa; Chordata; Actinopteri; Perciformes; Serranidae
Gene: znf687a
Product: zinc finger protein 687a
Exons: 11
Coding region: 190-4194 (1334 amino acids)
Source: RefSeq, a predicted model, not a curated record
UUUUCUAAUUAACAUUUCUGAAUUAUUUUUGCACGAUAUUGCUUUAACUACAUGUAAAAUAAACAUCCUUUUUGUAAGUGAAAAAAACAUAGUCACCGUCGCAGGAUUUAAUGACGUAAAUUUAUGCGACCGAGAGUAAAGUCAGGAACCAACUUCGCUUACUAGCAGGUCUCAAGCCUCGUGCUGGCAAUGGGGGACAUGAAGACCCCAGACUUUGAUGAUUUGCUGGCAGCGUUUGACAUUCCUGAUAUCGAUGCCAAAGAGGCCAUUCAGUCAAGUCCAGAGGAGGAACAGGAUGAGGCGGGGUCUAAUGCAGAUGAGAGAGAGAGUGGGUCUCCUUCACACUAUCCUGGCCCUCCUGCCUCGCAAAAUGACCCUCCUGUGGUCAGUGUUAUAGUAAAGAACACCGUUCGGUCUGACUCUUCUGAAGAGGAGGACAAGUUGGUCAGAGAUAAAACAGACAGUCCCUCAAACAGUGGCAUAAACUCUCUGGGUCAGGUCAAAGUGGGAGUCCGCACCUCACAGUUUGGUCCCAAAACGUCUGCUGGUGCGCCUGUGGAGCCCCAGAUCGCCAAUGGAUUUGAGGGAUCGGUCCCCAGAGAUGAGGGACAGUCCAACACAGAGCCGUGGCCCCCUCAUUCACCAUUGAGGUCCACACUGAGCACCGAUGAGGAUGAAAGAGAUAAAGGAGCUGAGGCGGGAUCUGUCCAGCACACGACUGAUGUCAUCAACAGUUUGAAGCCCCUCCUCUACCUCCAGUCUUCAACUAGUGCUGAUCCCAACUCCUCAUCUCCUCCCUCCUUGCACUCUGCCAGCCCUCACCUUCCUCCUCACUCCCCUCAGAAGGAGGAAACUUGCCUCAGUGAUCCGUCAUCCCCACCACAAAACGGGAGUAUUAAGGUCGGAAUUAAACGUGUUAUGCACUCAGAUGAAGAUGACUCAGAGCCAGACCUAGGAAGUCCCCUGGUGAUCCAGGAGAGCCCAGAAUCUGAAAUGUCCGCCCCUCCCAAAUUUAAACACAAAGCAAAACUACGGCCUAAACUGCUCAGGUCUCCUGAAACCACAUCUUGUCUUGACCCUCAUCCUCCUCGUAUGCCUUCUCUUUCACCUGCAAAACCUGAACCCAACCUUGAGGAAGAGAGGCGACCUACCACCCCCUGUUCUCCCUCUACAGCUCCUCAACCACAGAGCCCCCAGGACUGCCUUCCCACUCUCAGCAAGGGCUCUGCAUCAGUGUCAGAGGAAAAAUACCCAGAGCAUGUGAUUGAUGAGAGGGACUCGCCUGAAAGCCCACCGCCCAGUGAGACAGGUCUUGUGGCUCCUAAGAAAAGCAGCAGCCCUGAUUCGGCCCUAACAGCAGAGAACCACAAGGAGGAGCUCAUGGAAAUUGAAUCCAAAGAAGAGAACAAGCCAGGUGACACUGAGAAGCUAAAUGAAAAGGUGGCUGCAGAUGGAGACAGUGUAGACGAGGAGAGCUGUGAUGGUGGCACUGAGGAUCCUGUGCCUGCUAGUGCUGCAGAGACGGUUUCAUCUCCACUGCGUCCACUCAAAGUUAAAAUCAAAAUGCCUACAGGCAGCAUCACAAGGACUGUGUCUGGUGUUGCACCUAAAAAAGGUGGUAGAGCCACUACCAAGGGAGCAAACAGUUCACCAGAGCGACCUAACACAAGAUCCAAGAGGGAGUUCUCCCAGCAGUCUCAGUCACCUGCAGUGGUGACACUCCAGGAUGUGUGUGCUGUAACGCUGGAACGUGCCAGCACAGUCAAAGACAAAACCACAGUGAACACAAAGCCUAAAGUUUCCCCGACAGCUGUUAGCAUCACCAAAACUGCAGCCCUGCCCUCCAUCUCUGUCUCCACUGCCAGAGUCAGCUCUGGUGGGGCCAACCCUCGCGGCCUGGGUCAGAAAACUGCGAACAGCGGGGUGACGCUUUCUGCACCUUCACCUCUGCUAACGUCUCAAGGCAGCAGCAGACCAGCCUCAAUUGUGAACAGCACUGGGGCGAUCAUAUCCAAGACUCAGACCAACCUGGUGGAAGCUUUUAACAAGAUCCUCAACAACAAGAACCUGCUGCCCAGUUAUAAACCAGACCUGAGCUCACCUCUCCCUGCAGAGUGGGGCCUCCCUCUACCUGCACAGGGUUACCGCUGUUUGGAGUGUGGCGACGCCUUCGCCCUGGAGCAGAGCCUGGUGCGGCACUACGCUCGGCGCUCGCUGAGGAUUGAGGUGACCUGUAAUCACUGCGCCAAGCGGUUAGCCUUCUACAACAAGUGCAGCCUGCUUUUACACGCCAGAGAGCACAAGGAGAGAGGCCUGAUCAUGCAGUGUUCACACCUGGUCAUGAAACCUGUGCCCGUGGAGCAGAUGAUUGCCCAGCAGGAACCCACGACGACUGUGUCAUCAUCCCUCUUAGGCCAGGCCACCACAAACCCAACACCCCAGCCACAUCAGGCAGCAUCCAAGAAGAAAGUGGAGGCAGCGCAGUACGUCAGUAAUAAAUGUCCUGAGUGUCAGGCUCAGUUUGGCAGCAAAGAAGACGUGGCCGAGCAUUUCCAAGAAAUGAAACCAGCACAAACCGCUUCAUGCACAGACUGCUCUCCUCCCAUGCUCCUGCCCAACAGCUGCAGUGCCACAGCUCAUCAGCGCAUCCAUCAAGGCUGCCCACCACACAUCUGCCCGGAGUGUGGGUGCACGACCAAGCAGCCUCUAUUUCAAUCACACCUUGAUGAGACCUGUUUACACUUCGCUCGGCGCAUUGGAUACAGAUGUUCCAGUUGUCUGGUGGUGUUUGGAGGGCUUAACUCAGUGAAGUCUCACAUCCAGCAGGCUCAUUGUGACAUGUUUCACAAAUGCCCCAGCUGUCCAAUGGCUUUCAAAUCUGCUCCCAGCAUACAGAACCACAUCAGUGCCCAACACCCAACGCUCACUGAAGGACAGACCAUGUCAAUCUAUAAAUGUGUUAUGUGUGACACUGUUUUCACAAACAAGUCCCUGCUGCACACCCACUUCGACACUCAUUUAACCAAUCAGAAGGUGCAUGUGUUUAAAUGCCCCGAGUGCACCAAGUUGUUUUCUCAGAGGAAUUCCCUCCUGGACCAUUUCAAGACCCAUAAAACUCCCACGUUAAAACAAGAGUUGCCUUCACCUCCAGCUGCGCCCUCUCGAUCACGGCCCUCAGUGAAGCUGGAGAGCUCAGACGGAGAGGAAUGGAUGGAUGACGAUAAAGAAGAAAAAGUGAGGAAAGAAAGAGUGAAGACCCCGUCAGGGUGGAAGUGUGCGCCUUGCCAUGCACGCUUCACAGACCGGGAGGAGUACAUCGCCCAUAUGGCUGAACAACAUAACAAGAAGCUGAAGAAGUUUCCUUGUAACAAAUGUGAGAGCUCCUUCACCACCACCUCCAGUAUGAGACGUCACAUCAGAGACAAACACAAAGUCAUGAAUCGCUGCUUUCGCUGCAAGUUUUGUACUGAGGGUAAGAAGACAUUCAGCAGCAGAGAGAUGCUGGAGAGACAUGUUCAGCUCAGACACAGCGUGGACCCAGCGGGCCAGGACACACUGAUGGGAGGCGAGGAUGAAGCCGACAGUUCCUCAGAGCAGGACAGCAGUCUGGGGGCUACCCGGAGACGGAGAGGAGCUAUGAAGAUGGAGCGGGACGAAGAGUCUGCAGAUGGAAUGAGUCCAGUGAAGAAGUUGCGGUCCUCCUCCUCCUCUGCUCCUGCCCCCUACUCCCACCCCGAGUCUGGGUUCCGCUGCGCUCCCUGCGGCUUUACCACAGAGGACCAGGCAUUGUUCCUGGAGCAUAUCAGCCAGCACCGGCGAGGAGGGACAGAGGGCGGCAGCGGUCAGCAGUGUCUACAGUGUGGCGCCUGCUUCACUUCCAUAUCCUCCCUGUCACGCCAUCGCUUCAUCAUCCACAAAAAGAAAGAUGCAUCCACUGACAACCAGCAAUCCCUCAGCGGGCUCCCAGCGCCCUCCGCAGGUAACGGCAGGAAUCACGAUGAUAAGAGCUCUCUGGACGGUUCUGCACCUGCAUCGCCCUCUCUGUCCUCCGCAGCUCUGGGGAGGGAAGAGGACAGCACACUGGCCUGCAGGGUGUGCGGCAAACAGUUUGAAAAGGCAACGGAUCUGACGACGCACUUCAGAACUCACGGUAUGGCUUUUAUCAGUGCAAGGCACGCUGGAAAAGCUCCUUAAGAUGAGAAUGAAAUACAAGGGAAAGAGCAGAGUCGGUAGGUGAUGACAGAAUAUUUAAAAGUGCCUUAUUUACCACCGAAGUUCGGGUUUGCACACCUAUGCACUAAUUUAACCAAAGAACAGGCAGAACAGAGUUUCUAUGUAAAUAGAUCGUAAAACAAUCAAAUGUGAUUUUCACCGGUGGAGUUAAAGAUUAACCUUCUACUUUUAAAACUCAGGAUUUAAUGCUGCAUUUCUGUGUUCAGGAAUGAUACUAACGAGACAGGAGCCACUUCCUGCUCAGUGAGUAGUCUGACUAGUUCAUGUCUGUGACCACGGUCGCAUAAUAAUGUGCCUGUAUAGAACUGUGAUCCUACUGUGAUUGAUUAUGACGGCGAGUAUCAUUGAAUGUUGUUAGACAGCGAUGGAUUGUGUCUGCCUUGAUUUCAAUAUCUUCAUCCUACUGAGGAGAUGUGCUUGAAUGCUAACCCAGGGGCCAGAUGCAGAAAACUGUGUAGAUUCAAGACUAACGUGUGUGUAUGCACAAGGGCAGAAACGUUUUCGUAAGAUUUAUAAAGCCGCGUGUGAGCUUGAUUCUGCUCUAUAAAUCUGGGCGCACAUGCACGAGCCUCAUUUCCUCACCCUCUGUUCAACAUCACUGGAUGUUCGAAACACCCAUAAACAUUCAUUUUAAUAUCGAUACAAGUGCCCGCUCCACCACAAGGGGUGGGAAUCACCAGAGGCCCCACGAUACGAUAUCACGAUACAUGUGUCAUGAUAAUUGCAAUUGUAAAAAUGUUGCAAUAUGCUGAGUAUUGCGGUUACAUAUAUUGCGAUUUGUUAUCUUUUCUCAACAGUAAAUUAUGUCCCCAUGGGAAAACUUUGUCAACGUCAACAGUUUUAUCUAAGAUAAAGUUUUCAGUCUGUUCAUCUCACUUCAGUCAUUUUUAUCGCAGCAAAAUGUUUCUAAUAAACUGAAAAAGCAACUGAUUUUAUCAUUCCGGUAGGCUACUAAAAGUUUAAUUUGUAUUUGUAAUAUUAAUAAUUUAUAUAAUGAAAAAAAUUGAUGCUUGGUGUCAGUAUGGUGAGGCGAUAUUGCCACACAAAAAUAUCACAAUACUGUGCCGUAUCAAUUUCCCCUGCCCCUAUCCACCACAUAUAACCCUUAUUUUCUCUGCUUCUUGAACCUCAGUGCCAUCUAAAGAACCAGCUGUGUUUCCACUAGUUCUGCGCAGAACCAUUGUAAUCAAGGACGUGUCAUCGACAGAGAACGUUGCAGAACGGACGUUAACAGUAGUAGCAAGAUCAGGGAUUACAUUCAUUACCUACUACAGAUAUUUGCUUUUCCCUCAAAAACAAGCAUUGACCAACUAUUAAUUAAACGACCGCAUGCUUUUUUCCCCCCCUGAGACCACUUGGCACUUGACGUCUCCAUCCUCUGUUUCUAACCUGUAGAAUACGACGCCUCCACUGACGUCGUAAGUUAGUAAAAUUUAUUCAUAAAGUGCAUUUUGCAGCUAUAGGUCACUUUACAAAGCAAUAUCCUCCUGAGACCCAAACCUUUGUGGGGCAUCUUUAAUUUCUCCUAUCUAUUUAUGAUCAGUAGGACCCGAUAAGUAUAAAAAAACCUAAACAUUGUAAACAUAAUAAAGUCCCAAUGUCUUCAAACAAGUACUUCCUAAUUAACAGCGUCUGAGCUUGUUACUGUUGCAAAAAUUGUAAAUACAAACAUUAUUAAUCAUAAAUAAAGUUUCAAACAUAAAAUGUGAUCAGGUUUUGGGCCUUUGGUCCACUUUUGUGUCAGGAUCGGCUGCAGACUAACUUGGCAGAGAUGGCUGCCAUCUUGUUUUGACAAACUAGAUCAGUGUAUUACUACCAUUAGAUGGCACAAAAAUGUCUGAGUUAGGUAGGAUGAAGUAUAAGAUCAAGUAAACCCAAAAUGUGGAGGAUAAACAACAAGAAAAAAAUUACAGAGACAAAGAGACAACGUGAGCCAUGUAGUUAAAAGUGCACAACUAGCAAAAUUUUGCACACACAAGAAAAAAUACCGCUCUGGUGUGUACAGGUUACCCAAACACUAGUCUAAACAGGUGCGUCUUCAGCUGGCUUUUAAAAGAAAUCAGAGUCAGCACACUGUGAGGAAGCAGACAGAGCAUUCCAAAAUUU